AUGGCUCCCGACAACAGCAAAAGAGCAGUCGCCGAGUGCGUCUCCGAUGACGCGCUUAUCCACCUCAAAUCGUACAAGUACUCGGCCGUCGACAAGUCGCCGAUAUCCCACUACAUCCUACGACCAUACUGGAACGCCUUUGUCGAGCUAUUGCCGCUAUGGCUAGCCCCGAAUAUGGUGACCCUACUCGGCCUCCUCGAGACGGCUGCCAUGGGCCUAGGCACCUCCAAGUCAGGCGUCUUCACUGCGCUCUGCCCAUGCCUCCCCAUGUUCUUCUCCACCUGGGAAACCUACCACACCCACACGCUCUACCUCGGCGUCAUCAACGGGCCGACCGAGGGCCUCCUGCUCGCGUGCACGUUCAUGAUUCUCUCAGGCUACUACGGUCCGGCCAUCUGGACCGAGCCCCUCACCAAACUCCUCGGCCCGCGCAUUUCGAUGCUCGGCGCCCUGGGUGUCUCCGACGAGGUGCUCGACCACCUCUCGAUCCGUGACCUGUGGGUGACCGUCAUCGUGCUCUCGCUGCUCUUCACGCACAUCCCCUUCUGCAUCAACAACGUCGUCAAGGCCCGGCGCGCAAAGGGCCUGCCCGUGGCCCCCGUGUUCCUCGAGUGGACCCCCAUGGUCGUCUACACCCUCUCCAUCGGCGCGUGGCUCUACUCGCCCUAUUCCACCAUCUGCUCGGAGAACCACCUCGUCAUGUUCUGCAUCAUAAUGAGCUUCGUCUUCGGCCGCAUGACUACCAAGAUGAUCCUCGCCCACCUCACUCGCCAGCCGUUUCCCUACUGGACCGUCAUGCUGUGGCCGCUCGUCGGCGGCGCCGUACUCGGGAAUCUGCCCCGGUUCGGCCUCCCUGCCGUCAAAAGCGAGGUCGAGUACCUGUACCUGGUCGGGUACCGAUCUUCUCGGCCGUCGUGUACUUCCGGUGGGCGUGGCUGGACACGACCAGCAUCUGCAAGUUCCUGGGGAUCAACUGCCUGA
Chaetomium globosum CBS 148.51 is the source of this 981-nucleotide messenger RNA. RefSeq lists its product as uncharacterized. NCBI's taxonomy places the organism in Eukaryota, Fungi, Ascomycota, Sordariomycetes, Sordariales, Chaetomiaceae. The record is from RefSeq and is a predicted model, not a curated record. The transcript has 4 exons. The coding region runs from base 1 to 981 and encodes 326 amino acids.